AUGUCGCAAAGAGUUAGCGUCAAACACCCCAAAGCGACCAUUUCAGAACAUGAUCCGGCAAACACAGCCAUAGGGUUCUGUACACCGAUAGCAAUUGUGGGAAUUGGCUUUCGGGGACCAGGAAAUGCCAAAAAUGUUGAGGAGCUGUGGGAAAUGAUUCUCAAUCGGAGAGAGGCAUGGAGCCCAAUUCCACCGAAAAGGUGGAACAGCGCAGCAUUUUAUCACCCAGAUAAUGCUCGCCAUGGAACGAUCAAUGUGGAAGGUGGCCACUUUCUGGAAGAGGAUGUAUCUGUGUUCGACGCACCGUUUUUCAACAUGACAAGCGACGAGGCAGCGGCCAUGGAUCCUCAGCAGAGAUUGCUCUUAGAGGUCACAUAUGAAGGUCUUGAGAAUGCUGGAAUUCCUUUGACCAAAAUUAUGGGCACAAAGACAUCCUGCUUUGUGGGAUCUUUCUCUGCAGACUAUACGGAUCUCUUGCUUCGGGAUCCCGAGUGUGUACCGAUGUAUCAGUGCACAAACUCGGGACAAUCUCGCGCAAUGACGGCAAACAGACUGUCAUACUUCUUUGAUCUGAAAGGGCCCAGUGUCACGGUAGACACGGCUUGUUCAGGGAGCCUUGUGGCACUUCAUUUGGCAUGCCAGAGUCUCCAGACAGGGGAAUCAUCGACGGCGAUUGCAGCGGGAGUCAAUUUGAUUUUGAGUCAUGAGUUUAUGUCAACCAUGAGCAUGAUGAAGUUUCUGUCUCCAGAUGGGAGAUGCCAUGCUUUUGAUGAAAAGGCUAAUGGGUAUGCACGAGGGGAGGCAGCUGGCUGUCUUAUCCUUAAACCCCUGGCCAAGGCGUUACAUGACCACGACAAGAUCCGGGCCGUGAUACGAGCGACGGGUUCCAAUCAAGACGGGCGCACUGCAGGGAUUACACUGCCUAAUGGAGCAGCUCAAGAAAAAUUGAUCCGGAGUGUUUAUGCACGGGCUGAUCUGGAUCCCUCGGAAACCGAUUUUGUGGAGGCGCAUGGAACAGGGACACAGGCUGGAGACCCAGUCGAGACAGGGGCAAUCGCUCGUGUCUUUGGAGCUGGUCGCUCGCCUGACAAUCCUGUGCGAAUUGGAUCCAUCAAAACUAACGUGGGCCACUUGGAAGGCGCAAGCGGAGUCGCGGGUGUGAUUAAGGCAGUGCUGAUGUUGGAAAACCGCACGUUUUUGCCAAAUAGAAAUUUUGAAAAGAUCAACCCGCGGAUCCUGCUCAAUGAUUGGAAACUAAAGGUUCAAUUGCAGCCUGAGCCAUGGGAGACCACAGGUCCUCGCCGCGUUUCUGUUAAUAGCUUUGGGUACGGUGGAAGCAAUGCCCACGUCAUUGUCGAAGAUGCCCAAGCCUGCCUCUCUGAAUUGGGACUCCAGGGACACAACGGAAUCCCCUCGAACAUAGCCAAAAGCCAUGGCGAGAAAUUACCUAGUCCACCGCUUGGUACACCCCGUGUACUGAUGCUGUCUGGGUUUGAUGAAAGAACCUGUAUACAGCAGAUGCAGGCUCUGAGCAAUCACAUUCUUGAUAGGGGAGAUGAAGUUGAUCAUGCGAAGUUUCUGAAUGAUCUCGCGUACACGGUAAAUGAGCGUCGCUCCGUCUUUCCAUGGAAGGCAGCCGUUGUCGGAGAUACACUGGCUGGGUUGGCAGCCUCCCUCUCUCGGAAUUUUAAAACUAAAAGCACUGUUCGGAAGCCAACCCUCGGGUUUGUCUUUACCGGGCAAGGCGCGCAGUGGGCCAGGAUGGGAAAAGAGCUGCUUCAGGCUUAUCCUGUCUUCAAAUUGUCUAUUUUGAGCAUCGACGAGUUCCUAGAGGGAAUUGGAGCUUCUUUCAAAGUAGAAGGGGAGAUCGCAAAAUGCACCCAAGACUCCAAUUUGAACCAUCCAAGUCUCAGCCAGACGGUGUGCACAGCGUUGCAGAUUGCACUGGUCGACUUGCUGGCAUCUUGGAACAUACAUCCAGAUUCUGUGACGGGUCAUUCUAGUGGAGAAAUUGCCGCUGCAUAUGCUGCCGGUGCACUCAGUAUGAAGGAUGCAAUGUCAGUGGCAUACUACCGAGGGGCUGUGGCAAGCCAGCUUCUCGUUGCCCAACCGAACAGAGGUGCGAUGAUGGCAGUUGGGAUGUCUGCUGAAGAGAUACAACCUUACCUAGACAGAUUCCAGUCUAGACAGUUGGUGGUAGCAUGUGUCAACAGUCCAUCAAGUGUGACGAUAUCAGGUGACAUGUCUGCAAUUGACGCACUCGCUCACACUUUGAAAGAACAACAGGUCUUCAGCCGGCGCCUUGAUGUGGGCGUCGCUUAUCACUCCCCUCAUAUAGAACAGGUUGCCGAGAAUUAUCGCAGCUUAAUAGACCACAUCAAACCACACGGACUGGAUCCAAUAGUGGGAGAUAAGAGGGAAAGGCCGGGGUCGUUCUUUUCUUCAGUCACUGGAACCAUAAUUCCUUUGAGAGAAUUGGAUGCUCAAUACUGGGUGUCAAACUUGGUCGGACAAGUAAAUUUCGCCAAGUCGCUGAGGAGUUUGUGUUUUGACACAUAUGGCCAACGUGCUGGCCAUAUAGGGGUUUCCCGAACAAGAAGGGCCGGAACAGCGCAAAAGCCUUCUGUGGAUUGUCUCCUCGAGAUUGGUCCUCAUGCGGCACUUUCUGGGCCGAUCAAGCAAGUUCUCCAGGCCGAUGCGAAACUCAAUGCCGCCGAUAUAGUCUAUAUUAGCAUUCUGACGCGGAAGGUCAACGCCGUCACAACAGCGCUCGGCGCAGUCGCCACAUUAGUAUCACUCAAUUACCCCAUUGAUUUUAGUGCAAUAAAUAGGCCUAUGGGAACCGAGUUUAGUAGCGCGCCACAGCUACUGGUGAAUCUUCCAACGUAUGCCUGGAAUCACACCAGGUCAUAUUGGGCAGAACCACGAUUGAGCAAGAUGUAUCGGAACCGAAGGUCACCGCGGAUGGAUUUGCUUGGCGCACCAGACAAAAUGGCAUGUCCAUUUGAACCUCGCUGGAGAAAUUAUCUUCGAACCUCAGAGCUCCCUUGGCUGCUCGACCAUAGGAUUCAGGGAAACAUUGUUUUCCCUGCCGCAGGGUAUCUGGUAAUGGCAAUCGAAGCUUCGAUACAGCUAAACAAAGACGAAGAAAGGGUGACAAAAUACAUUCUGCGAGAUGUGGUAAUACAGUCAGCCCUGGUACUUAAUGAAACCUCUGCCGUUGAGAUUAUGAUGUCUUUUCAAAAGUCGACGCAGGACCAAGAACAGUUGUACAAUUUCCACAUUUAUUCCAUCUCGAAGGAGAAUAGGUGGAUUGAGCAUUGCAAUGGCUUGAUUGGGACACAGAAAAGCAUAGGUGUUUCAGGCAACGGGGUCGAGGAAACUGAUGGCUAUGCGACAGUCCCGUUGGGGACUGAAGUCCAUGGAAUUUCAGUGAUCGACAUGCACGAUUUUUAUAAGAAGCUUCAAGUUUCGGGUCUCGAAUAUGGACCAUAUUUUGCAAAUUUGACAAAAGCAAGUGUCACCCAAGACGGGGCGUGCUUUGCAGAACUCACUGUACCAGACACACUGUCUGUGAUGCCUGCAUCAUUUCAGCAUGAGCUUUUGGUCCAUCCAUGCACGCUGGAUACUAUCUUUCAAACUGUUUUUGCCGCUCUACCGCUGGGUAUGGGGAUUGAGGAAGGACCUGCAGUCCCUGUCUCCAUUGAAGAGAUGAUUGUUACAUCCAGUCUGAGUUGUUCCGCAGGAGAGCUCAUGAGUAUCUGUACUCAGGUGCGCCCAAUGCCCAAUAAGGAUGUGAAAGCAUGCAUAAUCGCAGUAAAUUGCAACGAGAAACAAUUCGAAACAGAGCCAGCUAUUUCAAUUCGUGGCCUACGAUGUGCAAGGCUCGAGCGUCAUGAACCAGCAUCUCAGGCAAAAGACAACCGCAUAAUUUACCAGAUUGACUGGAAACCAGAUCCAAGCUUUCUUUCCAGCCAGAAUGGAUCGUUCUUUUUCAACAAAAAUGACCCUGUUCAAGAGCUAGCACCCCAAACAGAGUACGAAGAGAACGCAGCCGAGUUCAUCAGAGCUGCGCUGGAAGAUGUCGGCUCAACGGAAGCAAUGGAACUGAGCACUUCUCACCGCAGAUUUUGGUGUUAUCUCCAAGAUUUACUCGAAAGGCAUGAUGAAAAUCCCUCAAAAUCAUCAUCCCACUUGGAGGAUAUCCGUUCCCCCUCGAUGGGAAGCCUCUUGCCGAUUGUUGGGAAGAGCCUUGUGGCUAUAAUUCGAAAUCAAGUUGACAUUUCUUCUCUCUUCCAAGAAGAUCGUCUAUUGGAUGAGUUCUGGGAUAUAUUCUCAGCGGACGAGUCGUACCAGGUAGCUGCAAAAUACGUCAAUUUGAUUGGCUACGGCAAACCAGACAUCUCCAUCCUUGAAUUUGGCGUUGGCACAGGCCAGGUAGCGGAGAUAUUCCUGAACCACCUUGUUACUAAAAACGAAACACCCCACUGCGGGAAGUAUACGUUUGCGCACGAAAGCGAUUCUGUUAUUGAGUAUACCUUGAAGCGGUUGGAGAAGUGGUCGGAAUGGGUUGAAUGCAAGCCCCUAGAUCUUGGCAAUGACUUUCCCAAACAAGGAUUUGAAGAGAAUUCUUUCGACAUCAUAAUCUUGCCUCAUGGAUUGUGUACUGCAAGUUGCGAACAAAGUGCACUUAGCAGAAUCCAUGGUCUUUUGAGGCAAUCUGGCUAUCUGAUUGCAGUCAAUCCUUUCGACCCAAAGAAUAACAUUGUGAAAAGUCUCUUGUUUAGUGCCUUGCACUGCUUGUCUGCAGACAAAUUUUGCUUAGGCCAGGGUGCUUGGAUGAAGAGUCAGUGGAAUGAGAUCUUACAAGAUGCGCAUUUCACUGAGGUUGAUGCCUAUGCGGAGCAAGACUCCGAGAAAAGCCAUCAGUUCAUCGUGGCCAGAAAACGAAACAUUCAGAAGUCGACGAGAAUGGUUUCCAUCAUAUCCAAGGAAAAAGCCGAGGCUGCAAGGCAUCUAGUUACUGAGCUCGAGAAGAUCUCAUGUGAGGUGAAUGUGACACACAUCGAUAAUGUGGAGUGCAAAGAUCAGAUUUGUUUGGUCUUGGAUACUUCAGUGUCCUCCAUGUUGGCCGCUCCCAAUGAAAUUACAUUCAACAAGAUAAAAACAAUAUUUACGAAGAGUGGUGGAGUUCUCUGGAUAACAAAGGGGGGGGGCAAUAGAGUCUGUCAACCCAAACGCGGCCUUGGCUGUUGGAUUUGCAAGAACAGCGCGCGCCGAAUCGGGCGUCAAUCCGAUUGUCACCCUUGA
Molecule: messenger RNA, 5310 nt
Organism: Penicillium digitatum Pd1
Lineage: Eukaryota; Fungi; Ascomycota; Eurotiomycetes; Eurotiales; Aspergillaceae
Product: putative polyketide synthase
Biological process (GO): secondary metabolite biosynthetic process; fatty acid biosynthetic process
Molecular function (GO): phosphopantetheine binding; oxidoreductase activity; fatty acid synthase activity
Source: RefSeq, a predicted model, not a curated record